GGACGGCACGCCACCCCGGCCCGCGGGGCUGGCCAUCGCGCUGGCCUGCAUCCUCAUCUUCACCAUCGUGGUGGACAUCCUGGGCAAUGUCCUGGUCAUCCUGUCCGUGUACCGGGACAAGAAGCUCAGGAACUCAGGAAAUAUAUUUGUGGUGAGCCUAGCCGUUGCAGACCUGUUGGUGGCCGUUUACCCAUACCCUUUGGUGCUGAUGUCUAUAUUUAACAAUGGAUGGAACCUGGGAUCUCUGCACUGCCAAAUUAGUGGUUUCCUGAUGGGCCUGAGUGUCUUUGGCUCCAUAUUCAACAUCGCUGGGAUUGCCAUUAACCGCUACUGCUACAUCUGCCACAGCCUCAAGUAUGAGCAGCUGUACAGUAACAAGAAUUCCCUCUGCUACGUGCUUCUGAUAUGGAUGUUGACACUUGUGGCCAUUGUGCCCAACUUGCAGACUGGCACACUCCAGUAUGACCCAAGGAUCUAUUCAUGUACCUUUGCACAGUCUAUCAGCUCGGCCUACACGAUAGUGGUGGUGGUUUUCCAUUUCAUACUUCCUAUGGUCAUCGUCAUCUUCUGUUACCUACGAAUAUGGAUCCUGUUCCUUCAGGUCAGGCGAAGAGUGAAACCUGACAGCGAACCCAAACUGAAACCACAGGACUUCAGGAAUUUCAUCACCAUGUUUGUGGUUUUUGUCAUUUUUGCCAUCUGCUGGGCUCCUCUAAACUUCAUUGGCCUGGCUGUGGCCUCAGAUCCUGUCAACAUGGUACCCAGGAUCCCAGAGUGGCUGUUUGUGGCUAGUUACUACAUGGCGUAUUUCAACAGCUGCCUCAAUGCAAUCAUAUAUGGGAUACUGAACCAAAACUUCAGAAAGGAAUAUAGAAGAAUUAUAGUGUCACUGUGUACAUCCAAGAUGUUCUUUGUAGAUAGCUCUAAUAAUGUAGCAGAUAGGGUUAAAUGCAAACCCUCCCCAUUAGUGACCAACAAUAAUCUAAUAAAGGUGGACUCCGUUUAAAACAAGCAAAACAUUACUGAAAAGAUAAUGCACACAAUGCUCAAGAUCCCAUUCCUUUUUGUGUUUGCUUUCCUCAUAGGUGUAUGAAAAAACAGAGUGGUUAAGGAAAUUUCAGACUCUUAAGAGGUUCUCUCAGUAGUAUCUGAGCUAAUGCACUAUCAGUUUUGUGAACAAGUCUUUAAUUCUACUUAGAGAUCAAUUGAAGAAUAUGUUUCAGGCACAAGAGUUGAAGUAAAAUGCUGUGUGCGUUCAAGUGGAGAAAGACUGUGCAAAUUUUUAUUGUAAAUGACUGCCACAAAGGUGGUAAGUGCUCCCCAACCUUUACUUUCUAAAUUAUUUCUAAUAGGAGAAGAAAUAGAGUAUUUAUUGUUAAAUGAGCAAAUAGAACAAAAAAGGGAAAGUGAAAUGACUGACUCUUCUUACAG
This is a messenger RNA of Tupaia belangeri chinensis (Chinese tree shrew), 1431 nucleotides long. RefSeq names its product melatonin receptor 1A (gene MTNR1A). Gene Ontology annotation, cellular component: plasma membrane. The record is from RefSeq and is a predicted model, not a curated record. Gene Ontology annotation, molecular function: melatonin receptor activity. Gene Ontology annotation, biological process: G protein-coupled receptor signaling pathway. NCBI's taxonomy places the organism in Eukaryota, Metazoa, Chordata, Mammalia, Scandentia, Tupaiidae.